Messenger RNA from Cyphomyrmex costatus, 612 nucleotides. RefSeq lists its product as uncharacterized. Lineage: Eukaryota; Metazoa; Arthropoda; Insecta; Hymenoptera; Formicidae. Gene Ontology annotation, biological process: DNA integration; DNA transposition. Gene Ontology annotation, molecular function: DNA binding. Bases 1 to 612 code for a protein of 203 amino acids. The record is from RefSeq and is a predicted model, not a curated record. The transcript has a single exon.
AUGCCAAGAAGACAACUCACAGAAGGGCAGGCAGCUCAAAUUGUUGCUCUGCUGCGUGAAGGAUUUAAUCAGCGUUAUGUUGCAAGACGUUUGGAUGUAAGUCAAUCGACUGUUAAUCGAGCUUGGAAUCGUUUUCUGGACAUUCGGAGUUUCACUAGACGAAGUGGUCAGGGUCGUCGACGUAUUACUAACAGGAGAAUGGACAGACGGAUUGUUAGAACAGUUCUCAAUAAUCCUGCUAUUGCCGCAACUCGAGUGGUUAACGAAAUUUGUCAACAAAAUCGCGUUAGUGAUCAGACUAUUCGGCGACGACUGCAUGAAGCUGGUUUAAGAAGCAGAAAUCGCGUACGUGUUCCAGCGCUAACACUAAAUCAUCGUCGUGAUCGUCUAGAAUAUGCACAAACUCACGUACAGUGGACUGUACGACAAUGGAGAAAUGUUUUAUUUACCGAUACGAUUCCAAGCUCGAUUAACAGUCGAUUGACUUACAUCCAAACGUCUUGCAACAUAACGCUGAUUAAAUCCUUCACGCAGCAGAGCAACAAUUUGAGCUGCCUGCCCUUCUGUGAGUUGUCUUCUUGGCAUUUCGAAAAGAAAAUAAACUUUCGAUAG